Messenger RNA from Calidris pugnax (ruff), 3462 nucleotides. It is a transcript of the gene PCYT1A, whose product is annotated as phosphate cytidylyltransferase 1, choline, alpha. Gene Ontology annotation, biological process: CDP-choline pathway. Lineage: Eukaryota; Metazoa; Chordata; Aves; Charadriiformes; Scolopacidae. The record is from RefSeq and is a predicted model, not a curated record. Bases 44 to 1147 code for a protein of 367 amino acids. The transcript has 9 exons. Gene Ontology annotation, molecular function: phosphatidylcholine binding; choline-phosphate cytidylyltransferase activity. Gene Ontology annotation, cellular component: endoplasmic reticulum.
CAGCGGCAGCCAUCCCAAGUUCUGACUGGACGUGCUUGGCAAGAUGGAGCCGCCGACCUCCUCCAGGCUGAAUUCCCGAAAGAGAAGAAAAGAUGGAUCUGGCCCCAAUGGGGCCGCAGAGCUGGAUGGAAUCCCUCCAAAAAUGUCCCGACGCUCAUUCGGACUGAGGGAGCCGGCUCCGUUUUCAGAUGAAGUGGAAAUCGAUUACAGCAAGCCAUACAUCAGAGUAACAUAUGAAGAAGCGAUGAGAGGGACUCCUUUGGAUCGCCCCGUCAGAGUUUAUGCGGAUGGAAUAUUUGACUUGUUUCACUCUGGACAUGCCCGGGCCUUGAUGCAAGCAAAGAACCUCUUCCCAAACACAUACCUCAUUGUUGGAGUCUGCAGCGAUGAGCUAACCCACAACUUCAAGGGCUUCACGGUGAUGAAUGAAAACGAGCGGUACGACGCCGUGCAGCACUGUCGCUACGUGGACGAAGUGGUGAGAAACGCCCCGUGGACGCUCACCCCCGAGUUCCUGGCAGAGCACAGGAUCGACUUUGUUGCGCACGAUGACAUCCCCUAUUCCUCUGCUGGCAGUGAUGAUGUUUAUAAGCAUAUAAAAGAAGCAGGCAUGUUUGCGCCGACGCAGAGGACUGAAGGGAUCUCAACGUCAGAUAUCAUCACCCGCAUCGUGCGGGACUAUGAUGUGUACGCCAGACGGAACCUGCAGCGGGGCUACACUGCUAAGGAGCUCAACGUCAGCUUCAUAAACGAGAAGAAAUAUCACCUCCAGGAGCGUGUGGAUAAGGUGAAAAAGAGGGUGAAGGAUGUAGAGGAGAAGUCAAAGGAAUUUGUCCAGAAAGUGGAGGAGAAGAGUAUUGAUCUCAUUCAGAAGUGGGAAGAGAAGUCCCGGGAGUUCAUCGGCAAUUUCCUGGAGAUGUUUGGCCCAGAAGGUGCAUUGAAACACAUGCUGAAGGAGGGCAAGGGCCGGAUGCUGCAGGCCAUCAGCCCAAAGCAGAGUCCCAGCAGUAGCCCCACGCACGACCGCUCCCCGUCUCCAUCCUUCCGCUGGCCCUUUUCAACCAAGACUCCUCCUUCCUCACCGGCCAACCGCUCCAGGAACGAGUCUGCAGUCACCUACGACAUCAGUGAGGAUGAAGAGGAUUAAGCUACCCGCCGGGAUUUGCUGCGAACCACUAAUCGCCGAAUCCUAAGUCCGGACCCACUGGGGAACUCUAAAUGUGCAAGAGAGCCAUAGGAACAGGGCUGACGGUGAGCACAGGGCCUUGGAGGCACCCGUUGCUCUUAGCAAGGGCUGCUGCCUGGAAGCACAUUCAAACCUCCUCUCCCUUCUCCUCCCCAAAUCCCCUUUUUAUUGUUUACGUUCUAGUGGUUUCCAGGGGGAAGAUGGUUUUUAUAUUUUAAGAAAAUACUCUUUUAAAGCGCAAAGAAUAGCACUCAAGCGUGGCUUUUGUUUUGGUUUCUCUUCCUCUGUAAAACCUCCAGGCAAGAGGGAAAGUGGGAGGACCCAUCUGUCCCUUCUUUCCUUCAGCUCCCCUGUCUUACUCCCCCACGAGCCCAGGCAGUAUCCGUGCUGCUGCCAAACGAAAGGCCCCUCGGUUCCUCAACGAGCACGACCUCGAAGAGCACACAGGGAGCGGUGGUGUAAAGAAGCUUCUAGGAAAUAGAGACUUCUCUGCUGCCCUGGAGCCAAUAGGAAUCCUGUCCAGCAGACCCUGUAGUGCUUGCACGUCUCUUAUCUGAGCUUCCCGGUGUGUGGCAGUGAGGACAUGCUGGGGAGGGGGCUGCCAGCUUGGCACGCAGGAGUUGCACCCUGGAAGAAGUCACGGCACCAUAGAGUCGCACUCCCCAUAAGCAUGUGGCAUUCACAGCUCCAAAUGGGUACGGGGGCAGCAGGGGAAAGGCCUUUCCAGUUAAUCUUAACAAGGCUGCUAAAUCUUGAGCUAAAAUUCAGCCCUCAGUUGCUGUUGGAGAGAAGAGAAUUAAUCUUUGCUUCGGGGCACUUGCUCUCUGUACAUUUCCUUGGGUGCGUGAGAGCCCAGGUAGGAAAUGAAUGUGUGUACUCCUUGGAGAAGUUCCUUGUCCCGGUCUCUGGUGUGUACUAAGUCUUGCUGUCUGUCCAAAUGGCUCCUCAACACUGUGCUCUGUGUGUCCUUGUCUGUGUUUCAGUUGCUGUGCUCUAGGGACUGGAGCAGUCUUUUACACUGGUGCCGUGAAGUCGCUGCUAUAAAGACAAAACAUGAAUUUGUGUACAGCUGGUUUUGCUGUCCGGGUUGGUGUGUGCAGCUGGACAGAUGAAGGGCAUGUUUUACCCCAGUGAAGGGUCCCGGUCCCGUGUGACAGUUUCCUGCUUUGCGUGCUCAAUGCACAGAUCUGUGCCCGCUUACUCUGCUCCUUGAGGUGGGCGAGAGAGCAUCAGAGAGCACUGCAGCUUUUUGAGAUUUUUAAACGUGUAAUCUGCUCGUUUGAAACCAUGGUCCAAGUCGUGCCUGUUGUUGUGUGUGUAAUGAGCACUGAGCUUUGUGGCCCGCGGCUCCCCGCGGGCAGUUGCCCUCCCCAUGCUGCAUGCCCGUGUACAGAGCAGGUCGGUGCGAAGCUCCCACUUGCUUUUCUGUUUGGGUUUGGCUGUGAUAUCCGUUGUCUCUGGAUGGAGCUGCUGGGCUGAGUUGCCUGUAUUGUCCUGCUGUGCUGGGAGCAGCUCGGAGCCUGGUCAGCCAUACUGCAGGGAGGUCUCCAGAGCAGGAUGCAGGACCUGGCGAGCAGCACGUGUAAGGAGGCUUCCAGGAGACACGGGAGCCCUGUGAUAGGAGCAGGCUGCUGCUUCUUUCCAGCUUUUAUCUUGCUGAUGCUUUGUCAUGCUGCCUUAAGGGCUUGACAGAGGCUCUGUGCUUCUGUUGAGGCCAGAGCUGGUAUGGGAAAAGGUAUUUUGGGGAUUCCUCAUCUGCCACUUGGACCUCUCUCAGCAGGGACCCGCACGGCUCUGGGAGUGUGGCUGGCUGCUGUGGAUUUAAGCUGUAAGGUGCACAUAACGGUCACUUGGAACAAGCCAGUUGUUGAUCCCUGGUUUAUGAGUGGUAGAGCACUUAACUUUGUAUCCCCCACAUUCUCUCUUCCCUCAUCCUCCCCACCUUCCCUUCCUCACCCCUCCCUCAGUAUGGGUGUUGCGUUGCUUUCCCGAGCCGGAUCACAAAGGUCAGGCUGCUUUAGAGCCUUACUACUGUUUUAAACACAAGUUAUGCAACAGUGUUCUGUAAUUUUGGAUUACAAUGGUGUUUUGGAUGGUGGUUUGUUCUACGGAGACCUUAACAUAUUUCUUGAUCUCCCUGCAAAACCUGGGGUGCUUGGUAAGAAGCCAGCCAUGGUUUUACAUGUAGCUUGGAAUAACAGAGCUGUUAUUAUUAUUGUAACCAAUAAUCCCUGCUUCCUCCUUGCACUUAAAUUAAAAUGGACACUCAAAUCCCA